This is a messenger RNA of Notolabrus celidotus (New Zealand spotty), 2196 nucleotides long. RefSeq names its product coiled-coil domain containing 24 (gene ccdc24). The transcript has 9 exons. The coding region runs from base 138 to 1925 and encodes 595 amino acids. Lineage: Eukaryota; Metazoa; Chordata; Actinopteri; Labriformes; Labridae. The record is from RefSeq and is a predicted model, not a curated record.
GGUAAGGCAGAAAUAUCUUUAUUUUUAUUUAUGACAGUUCUCGCCGAUCUCGCGAUAUCUCAUCAUGGUAACAGGAAUGUUUGCCUGGAUACCACGGUCUUGUUUGAUACAGGGAGUCGAUAUUGAUUGCCAAACAUAUGCAGUCUGUUGAUGGAUUCCAGCUUUGGUGUCCUAGCCAGUCUCUGUGGAACCUGGUCACUGAACAUGUUUCUGGGUCAGAGCUGCCAAAGAUCCAUGCAGCAUUGGGCCACUCCAUUGUUGAUAUGUACAAAGAUGUGCACACAGAGGCGGAGCUUCGGUACAAGAUGUGGCAGGAGAGCCAGCAGGGUAAUUUUGGCAGCAGGGCAGGGACCCCCCUCCCACAUCAGCGCGGCUCCCCUCUAGCUGACCCACCCGCUGUCAAAGAGCUGUUGAGAGCCGAGGUCAAGAUGUUACUGCAGACUCUCAGAGAAAGAGUCAGCGGAGUGGGAAGAGACAGGGAGGAGCUCUUGUUUCAGUACAAACCUGAGCUGGUGGACUACGCCUUGGGUCACCUUGACAGCUGUCGCAGAAACUGUAUCGACCCUGGAGGUGUUGAUAAAGGAAGCAGACCGAGCUCUCGCUGCUCGGUUCGGUCCAGUGGUGAGGAUGAGAUUGACUCUAUGAGGGACAAACUGAACAUCACUGACAUCAACCAAGUGGUUGACCGACUCAGGUCUGUCCUUAUGGAGGAUUGUGGAGAGUUGAAAAGACUGGUAAAGCAUUUAAAGGCAAACAUUAAACAACAGUGUCCCAGUGAACCUACCCUUACAGAGCUGAGAGAGCUCAGAGGAGCUAUAGAAAUGGACUUAGAGCUGUACCCUUCCUCUUUGGCUGCUUCACCUUCAAGAUCCUCCCCUCUGCCUUUGAAGGAUUUGAAAAACAGGUUCAGACUGUCAGCAGGACAAAGGGUUCCUGAUGAGACUGUGCAAGAUUUAAGCACACCACCAGUCCCAAGACCUCACCAACCCCUGCCUCUGUGCCAGACCAAACCCAGGCCACCACUCAGUGCUCCUCCUCACAAGACCUCUGCAUCAGUUAAACUCAUUAAUAGCCCUUCGCUGUCCAGGACUCAGGGACAGAAAAGAAGCACUUUAGCUGCCUCUGGAACCAGAAAAAUACAAACGCCUAUCUGCAACAGGAUCACCGCUUCUGGGCAUCUGGACAGCCACUCCACUGCUACACUUCCACUUCCUGGCAGGGACCAGAUAAAAGAUAAAACCCUACGUGACUGCAGGGCUUCACCAGAGCAAGACAGUGCCGGUUUUCACCACAGGAGCUGUGUGUCUACUCCUGGUUUUCAAAUAGAAACCUCAAGUAUCUCCCCUAUCAACGAUACACAUCAGUCACCCCAUCGUAGUGUUCACAGCUCAAGCAGAAAGUGUGAUUUGUCACCACAGACUGAGAGAAAAAGAAGUCCUGCUGCCCUGAGGUUAGGACACAUAAAUAGCAUCCCCUCAGCCUCUCUCAGUGAUGCAGCCACUUACAGCUGCAAUAGAGCCGACCAAUCAGUGUCAACUAAAAGGAAUUCAAAGACACAAAAUGGUCAACAGAAUCAAACCUCUGGAGCUAGUGUAGUGUCAGCAACAGAGGAGAGAGGUGCAAAUGCUUCUGAGAGUUUUCCCUUUAGUUUUACAGAAAAUGAUUCAGUCCUGUCUGAAACUAAGAUUUCUCCUUCACAAACUGGCACUCGAGAAAGCAAUAACAGAGUAAACAAAAGUAGAAAUGGGGAUCAUAGGAAAGACAUUACCUAUCCAGGAUUCAAACAGUUGAAUAAACAAUACUAUACUCCCCCUAAAAGACCACUAGAGAGCACCACAAGUCAGAGCAGAAAUGUCCAAGAGGCAAAGACAGAGCUUAUUGGAAAGAUACUCCAGCCGGUCCCUCCACCGAGGGUGUCGACUUGAAGUCAGACACUGAUGAGACAAAAACAAGAGGAUAGGCUGUUGCAUCUGUUGUAGGAAGAUAAAACAGUGGUUCUUUCAUUGCCUUUGCAACGUGAAAGCCUUUAAAGAAAUUAAAAGAAACUGGUAAAUGUCAAAGCUGUUUCUGGUCCUUCAGUUUUCCCCACCUUAUGGUCAAUUAAAAAAAAAUGUAACUCCUUUAUAUUUAUGUAAAAAUGUGUGUUAAGAUAAGACUGUACAACCCCCCAAAAUACAUUUCACUCAAAAAAAUCUA